ACGACAGACUGGGUGCAAGAUGCGGCGCGAGAACAACUGCGCCGAAAGGCGCGCCGAAAAAGAAAUGCGGGGCUCUGGGACGCCGGCCGCUUCGACUGGCGACACAGGAUACGGGAGUCUUACGAUGCUGCCCAGGGCUGGAUUGUCGUCACCAUCAUAGGCGCGGCAAUUGGGGUCAAUGCUGCUUUUCUCAACAUUAUCACCGAAUGGCUUGCCGACAUCAAGCUUGGCCAUUGCAAGACUGCCUUCUAUCUCAACGAGAAUUUCUGUUGCUGGGGGGAGGACAACGGCUGCGAUGACUGGCAAAAAUGGACGGGUUUCUCACCCAUCAACUACUUGAUCUACAUACUCUUUGCGAUCUUGUUCGCCUGCACAUCAGCCACCCUGGUCAAGUCCUAUGCCCCCUAUGCCGCCGGCUCUGGCAUUUCCGAGAUCAAAUGCAUCAUCGCCGGCUUCGUCAUGAAGGGGUUUCUCGGUUUCUGGACCCUGGUCAUCAAGUCCUUGGCCCUACCACUUGCCAUCGGCUCCGGUCUCUCCGUUGGAAAGGAAGGGCCUAGCGUACACUACGCUGUGUGCACAGGAAAUGUCAUAUCGAGGCUCUUCGCCAAGUAUAGACGAAAUGCAUCCAAGACGCGUGAGAUCCUCAGCGCUUGUGCUGCUGCAGGAGUUGCCGUCGCUUUCGGUAGCCCCAUUGGAGGCGUGCUGUUCUCGCUCGAAGAGAUGUCCAGCUAUUUCCCUCUCAAGACCAUGUGGCGUAGCUACUUCUGCGCCCUGGUUGCAACAGCCGUCCUGUCUGCCAUGAAUCCUUUCCGAACUGGGCAAUUGGUCAUGUUCCAGGUCCAUUACGACAGAUCGUGGCACUUCUUUGAGAUUUUGUUCUUUAUCCUACUGGGCAUCUUUGGCGGUCUAUACGGUGCCUUCGUCAUGAAGUGGAAUCUCAGGGUGCAAGCAUUCCGCAAGAAGUACCUGACCAACUACGCUAUUCUCGAAGCUACUCUGUUGGCGGCUGCCACGGCUAUCGUGUGUUAUCCGAACAGCUUUCUGAGAAUCGACAUGACCGAGAGCAUGGAGAUUCUUUUUCUUGAAUGCGAAGGCGCUGAGGAUUAUCAAGGCCUCUGCGAGAGAGAUCACCGCUUUCGCAACGUGGUUUCUUUGCUGCUAGCAACCGUCAUCCGUAUCUUGUUCGUCAUUAUUUCGUACGGCUGCAAGGUCCCAGCCGGUAUUUUCGUGCCGUCCAUGGCCAUCGGUGCCUCCUUUGGCCGCUCAGUGGGCAUCAUUGUCCAAGCACUCCAUGAAGCCAACCCGCAAAGCCCAUUCUUCGCUGCUUGCUUGCCCGAUGUGCCAUGCAUCACGCCGGGAACAUACGCCUUCCUUGGUGCCGCCGCCGCUCUGAGUGGCAUCAUGCACAUCACCGUUUCGGUGGUGGUCAUCAUGUUCGAGCUUACCGGCGCCCUCACCUACAUCCUGCCAACCAUGAUUGUCGUUGGAGUAACCAAAGCCGUCAGCGAGCUGUUCGGCAAAGGUGGUAUCGCAGACCGCAUGAUUUGGUUUAGCGGCUUUCCCUUCCUCGACAACAAGGAAGACCACAACCUCGGCGUACCCGUCUCGCACGCCAUGAUCAAGGAUGUCACAUCCAUCCCCACCAAUGGCAUGACCCUCCAGCAAAUCGAGGCUCUUCUCGCCGAGGACAACUACCAAGGCUUCCCGAUCGUGGAAGAUGAGCACUCCAAGAUCCUCGUAGGCUACAUCGGCCGUACGGAGCUACGCUACGCCGUCGACCGCGCAAAGCGUGAGAGAACACUCAGUCCUCAAGCCAAGUGCACCUUUGCUCCACCGCCCAGCGCAGAUGUCACCACCCCCGGCGCUGACAUCAUAACACCCGGUCUUGUCCGCAUGGACAGCUUCAACACCAUCGGCUUCGCCGAGCCAUCCACCACUGGCUCCGCUUCGUCCUCCUCUUCCUCCUCCAACUUCAUCAACUUCAGCCGCUACGUAGACACCACCCCCGUUUCCGCUCACCCGCGCCUCCCCCUCGAAACCGUCAUGGAACUCUUCCGCAAGAUCGGUCCGCGUGUGAUCCUGAUUGAGUACCACGGCAAGCUGAUGGGGCUUGUCACGGUGAAGGAUUGCCUCAAGUAUCAGUUCAAGGUCGAGGCUAUGGAGGAGGUUGCUAACAAUGGACAACACAGUGGGCAUGGACAGGGUAAUGGAGCGGAGCAACAGGGGGUUGUUAGUAAUGACGAGAGACUGUGGGAGUUGAUGCAGAGGGUUGCGGGGUGGGUGUCGGAUAAGGUGUCGAUCGCGAGUGGUGGGAGGAUUCGGUUGAGGGAUUCGUUGGAUUUGCCUAGGGAGACGUUGGCUGGUGGUGCUGGUGCUCGCGUGGGAAGUGGUACUAAUAGGACGGUGAGGAGUCAGGGAGGAGUCAGGGAUGAUCAGAUACUGGAUGGGACGGAAGAUGAGGAUGAAGACGGGGUUGAACUGGAGAAUCGGCAGACGUACCCGCACGGAUCUACGUCUAGGUAG
Messenger RNA from Neurospora hispaniola, 2523 nucleotides. Its product is annotated as chloride channel. Gene Ontology annotation, biological process: intracellular copper ion homeostasis; intracellular iron ion homeostasis; transmembrane transport. The record is from RefSeq and is a predicted model, not a curated record. Gene Ontology annotation, molecular function: voltage-gated chloride channel activity. The annotation marks the transcript as partial. Gene Ontology annotation, cellular component: Golgi apparatus; endoplasmic reticulum; plasma membrane. The transcript is spliced from 2 exons. Lineage: Eukaryota; Fungi; Ascomycota; Sordariomycetes; Sordariales; Sordariaceae.